AGGUUUUACAACAGGACGGUUUCACAACUGCAUCCAGGGCUUCACCUCUACCGCGCACACCUGUCUCCACAGAGCUUUCUUUGGCCGGAUUAUUGCAGAAAAUCACCAUAAACAUUCAAUCCGACUCAGUGGGAGAUCAUUUGACAGUCUCGUACACACCUUCACUCUCCUUUGGACAAUAACCGCGAAAGAAACAAGUUUUUUUCCCCCCCUCUGCGCUCCACAAACCGGUUUAAGUACCGAGAGGCCGUUCAUGAUUGGGGACACACCGGUAUGUCAGCGUGGUUUGUCUCGGUCAUCGCAAACAAGUAGCCCACAGUCGUCUGUCUGUCUGUCUCUCUGUCUGUCUGGGCCACGAUCUUAGGCUCCGCUUCGUUUAUACGCCUUUCACACUGAGGGGAACAAGUGUGUGAGUUUGGCCUGUGAAGUCUUCGCCUGCUAGACAAACAUCUCAGCUAUGGAGUUGGGUUCGGUGAUUUUAACGACUGCGGGCUCCGUCGGGUUUUUCAGACUUGUCAACGCAGGGGUCAAUAAACUCCCCAUGCCUGAAUCUGCCUGCAGGAAUGCGUGGAAAUGGAGAAAUAUCUCUACAUCCUUCGUGCACAGUCUCAUCACCGCGAUAUGGGCCGUGCUUUGCUUUUUCCUUCACCCACAGAUGGCCGAAGAUUUGAUAGAAACUCAUUCAGUGUUUUCUCAUGCUUUGGUGUCAUUUUCAAUUGGUUACUUCAUCUAUGACUUCUUUGACAUGGUGCUGAACCAGAAACUGAGUCAGUCCUGGGAGCUUCUCUUUCAUCACAUCGUGGUGAUCACCUGUUUCGGCCUCUCUGUGCUAUCGUGCCGCUACGUGGGUUUUUCCGUGGUCGCCCUGUUGGUGGAGAUAAACUCUGUGUUCCUCCACCUCAGGCAAAUCCUGCGCAUGGCCAACAUCGCCGCAGGUACGCUGUACCGGGUCAACAGCAUGAUCAACCUGGGCACAUACGUGGUGUUCCGCAUCAACACGCUGGCCUGGAUGACCCGCUGGCUGGUGCUCAACAGGGACAAGGUGCCGCUCCUGGCCUACACGCUGGGCAGCGUGGGUAUGGCCAUCAUGACAGCCAUGAAUAUCGUCCUCUUUUAUCGGCUGCUCAGGAGCGACUUUUUGAAGAGCAGCGCCCGGGAGACCAAGAAAGAGAAAGAGAAGGAGAUGUAGAGAGAAGGGGAGAAGGAGACGCAAGGAGGAUUAGAUUCAUAAACACACUCAUUGCUGUACGUUAACACCCUGUGGCUGAGAUUUGGUACCGUUUUGCCUGUGUGUAGUAUACUCAUGGCUGGGAGACGGAGGGAUCUUUCUAUCUCUCGUACUGUACAGGUACGUACACACAAGGUGUCAUCAGUGGGCCUCAUUCCAAACACACACAUCACACACAGCCGUUGUGCUGAAAGCUACACUUGCCCAUCAGUUGUAGUUUUGACAGUUUUGGCUUCUGUGUGUGUGUGCUCCAGUCAUCCUUAAGUGCCAUUAGUGGCUCGCCUAAUGGCCGAUGAAGGAUUCUUCAUAUGAACAACGCAAGGCCUUGUAAAACGACACCAAACGCCUUAUUGUCCCACAGGGUGUUUCAGCUAAAUCUUUUCUAAAAAUGUAGCGCAUGGUAAGUGAACACGCACUGUUUUAAAUCAAACCCUCCAACACUCGUGUAUACGUCUCUAUUAUAUACAUACUGUAUAUAAUACACAUACAUAUGCUGUGGCGGGCUAUUUAAAAAUCUCACGUACAAUUUAUUUACCACUGAGUAAAAAUAAAUAAACAAAUAAAUAAAUUAGUGGAAUUCAGACCCUCUUGUUGUGUAACACUAACACCACAGAGGUGAAUAUGUCUUUUUUUUUUUUUUUUUACUUUUUCCACCAACUGUCCUCAACUAAAAACCGCCUGCUACCUCAGAAAGCUUGUUACAAUAAUCCUUUGUCUCUUUCUAAAACAAGCUUUACUGUCAGUGUUUGCCAGGUUGUUUGUUAUUAGAGCAGAAAAUUAGGAAAAAUGUUAUAAAGAGAAAAUGUUUGUCCAGAGAACCAGGAAAUCCCCACUGAAGAGAAGAAGAGGGUAAUAGAAUGAUGAAUAAAUAUUAAAUGCUUUGAAGCAGCGUUUAAAUAAAACAAAUCAGAUUUAACUUUGAUGACAAUGCAAAUCUGCAUGAUAUUUAGUAGCUAAGCGAUUGUGGCCAUUUUAUGCUUUGACAAAUUAUAUUAAAACAUUUAGGAAACAGCAAUAAAUCAGUCAUAGCAGGCUUUGCGUUCACUCUAAUUAUAAAGUAAAACCCCGUAUCUUAAAAAAACAGCUUGUGUGCCUAAGAUCUGAUUGCCGAACUGUACUGUCCACCUGCCGAGGUCUUUUGUCAGUAGAUCUUGGAGGAACAAAACUAGAUAGAGUAGACUCUGACUUGCCAGGCUCAUGGAUCAAUUACAAAACUGAGUAAGGGUCAGAGGCUGUCUGACAGCUCACACUGGCUGCUGCUUUUGUGAGUACACUUGAAAAAAAACCUGUAAAAUGACAAGCUAAAUGACAGAGGGUAAUGCUGUAUUUACCAACUGACAUUAAUGUUUUCAUGAUUUGUAUGUAUUUUUGUAGUGUCCCCCGUGAUGGUGCACAGUCUGCAGUAGGAGCUUUCAGACAGGCAUGAGUUGUUAUUCUUCAUUUGACCUAUGGAGGACAGCAAACUCCUUAACGUCACCUCAGUGACCACAACACAACCAAGACCACCAGAGAUGUCUUGUAUUUUGGAACAUCUUUGUAGAUCUGUGCCAUCCGGCUUUUUAAUCUGAAGUUGCCAAUUAACACCAAUAGAGGUCAGUGUUGGAACAAGCAGGUCUGAGAUCUGUGAAUACAGCAUAAGUGUUAGACACACGGCUGCUUACUCUUCCAGCUCACAUCGUAACAUCAAUCCUUACUUGGCAUGGAAAUAUUUGAUUUUGUGUUGUUGCUUUUUUUUGUGUGUGUGUAUAUUCAUUGUCCCAGGGGUUAAAUUGUGUAUAUUUGUAAUUUAUUUGUACUUAAAAUAAGUUGUGGGUUAAAGAUAGAAUGAACACAAUUUUCAAUGAGUUUCCCUGUUGUGAAAAAACUGUCAAUUAUAGUGAAGCUGAUUGUGUAAGUCAUGUUGUUGCGGGGCAUUUUGCCACUUUGGGUCAUAAUUUCUUUUUUUGGGUUUGUUUCUCCAGCUACAGCUUUCUUGACCCAGUGUCUAUGAAGCCCUGAAAUCAGCCAUAUUACAAACGCAGCGGCAUGUUCAGUCACACUCACAUACUUGGUUGCAGUUCAAAGGAAACAUCAGACCCAAAUUGUAAAUUUAGAAUCAGCUAUAAGCUGUCACACUCAGCGGGCAGGUCUUCUACAGUGUAACUGUAGCUAAUAAACUGCCAGCUGAGAGUAUUUGCAGGUGAUUAAGUGAGACAGGGUCCACAAAUUUAAAUCUUAGUUCACAUUAAAAUCAAGACAUCACUGCACUAAACAAACUGCACUGUGUGAGAGGAAAGCAGUAGAGUUUGAAUUAUUGUUGUUGUGGCUGAUUCCCAGUUGCCUUUUUUUUUUAAAAUCAAGAGUAUAUCUCCCUUUUUGGAAUUUGUUGUGAAUGUAAAUUUGCCUUUUUUUUAGGGCAGCUUUGUGGUUGUAGUGAAGACAACUGGUGACAACUGAAGUUCUUUCUAACAAGCAAGCUUAUAAUUGUGAAUGUGUUAUAUAAGGCAGUAAUGUUAUUGGAGUUUUACCUAUGUGAUACCAGAUUUGUUCCUUAUGUUGCUGUGUGCUUUUAGGAAUCCUGAGAAAACAUUGCAGCCAAGUCAAGAUUUUUCCUCAUAUAAACAUCGUACUGACACUGAGCGACCGCUGGCCAAAAACAAACUACUGUACCGCUCUCUCUUCCACCGCUAACUCUUUUCCUUUUUUUCUUUUUUUUUCUUUUUUUUUUUUGCUGCCUGGAUUUCAAAACAUGACUUUUUCCAAGGCCACAGGAUGAUGCUACGGUUUUAUAUGUUUGUCGGUAGUGCACACAAGGAAAAAUAAGUCAGGAUGUCAGAUGCCACACAGCCUCAUAUUCCUCAUCAUACACAAUACAUGUGGUGGUUGGCUGCAUUGGUCUUCAUUGUUUGUUUGUGUUUUUAAAUGAAUUCCAUUAUUAGAGAAUGAGAAAAGCAACAUUUCCUUAUCUCAACCAACAAGACCAGUUUUAUUUCCUUGUUUGUUCAUUUAUAGACUUCUUUUUUUCCAGUGAUUGAUGAAAUAUUAAAUAUUGUUAACAUAAAAAAAAAAUCUAAUUCAUAACAACAGUGAAGACGGACACUGUGCAGCUUGUCAAGGACUGAUAAACCCUUCAUUAAGGGGGAAAAACCUGGAAUACUGAAGCAACCGAGACCAGCUGAGGUUCUUAAAGCGAAAUCGUCUGCUGUCUCGGAGCUUCAGACACAUCACGUUUCACAGAAUUUUGUCUUUAAGUGUAAAUAUAACAGUUUUAUUUUUUCAUGUUUUGGCAGAGAUUGUUUUGUAAUUAAAACUCCAAUUUAUAUGUUUAUACAAUAACAAUAUUUGGUUAACGUGAAAAUAAAGAUAAAUGAAAU
Molecule: messenger RNA, 4581 nt
Organism: Toxotes jaculatrix (banded archerfish)
Lineage: Eukaryota; Metazoa; Chordata; Actinopteri; Toxotidae
Gene: tlcd2
Product: TLC domain containing 2
Exons: 4
Coding region: 458-1189 (243 amino acids)
Biological process (GO): membrane assembly; plasma membrane organization; regulation of membrane lipid distribution
Cellular component (GO): plasma membrane
Source: RefSeq, a predicted model, not a curated record